AUGGAGCUUGCUAUUCAUGAUGGAGAAUAUGGUGCAACAUUUGUGAUUUCCGACAAGGAAAUGAGGAAUCUUACUAACAAACCAGCAACUACACUCAUUGUAGAGCAAAUGAUAGGAUAUACUGAUAGCUCGACUUCUUGGCAGGGUAUACCACAAGCUGAUGUGAUUCUAAGACUUUAUUCAGCUGGACGAUGGACCCCUGACAAGGAAUGCCUUGGAACUGACUUUGACAAGACUCUGCUAAACGUGGUUAUGGCUGCUUUUAUUUUUUCCAUGAGAACCCUACGUAAUGUAGAUGUCAAACGCUUACUUGCAAUUGUCACAAAUCAGUGGAAGAUCACUAACCGUCUAGUUGAGGAUGUAAUUGCUAGUCCGUGGAUUUCACCUCCAGAGCUCAAAUUUUUAUUUGCUUCAUUUCACGAUAUCAGUGUAGCUUUCUACAAUAAUAAGCACCUAGAAAAGGCUUCCAUGGUGUUCAAGCUAUGUAUUAGAACAGUGUGGACUUGUGUUAGACUCCUCUGUCAGAUAUAUGUAAAUAAGUCUGACCUAUCUGAGGAUUGUCUUCCCAAAGAAGCAAUUAUUGAUUUUGUGAGUGAAGCAUGUAGCAAAUCUGCAUUUUAUCUAGAUAAUCUCCAUCAACAUGGUGCACGAGAAACCGAGAAGUUGCAUGUGUUUAUUCUAGAAAAUUGGCCUGAAGCUGAAGACCUCAUCAAAAAGUUGCCAGACCCUACACCGAUAGUAAAGCAAUGGGUUAAGCUAGUACAUGAGCUUUUCUUGGGAUGUGCACAAAGGUGUAGCCGUGUAGGUAUGAUCUCCCUCAACCAUGUUUUUGAUGUCCCUCAUAUAAGUGGCAUACUGUGA
Molecule: messenger RNA, 861 nt
Organism: Arabidopsis thaliana (thale cress)
Lineage: Eukaryota; Viridiplantae; Streptophyta; Magnoliopsida; Brassicales; Brassicaceae
Product: separase
Exons: 6
Coding region: 1-861 (286 amino acids)
Biological process (GO): proteolysis
Cellular component (GO): nucleus
Molecular function (GO): cysteine-type endopeptidase activity
Source: RefSeq, marked reviewed